UUGAAAUUCCGGUACGGUUGCCUUUUGCUACAUGGAACAAGUAACUUGAAAAAAAACACUUUAAAACGAAUUCUGCGUUGAUGCUACCAGAUCAUUAGUCCGUUUUCUUUGUCAUCUUAAACCACACUAAAGGCUUCUUUGGUUAAAAAAUUACCUUCAAUCCAUUGUAUCAAGAAAAAAUAAAAAUUCUCUUUAAAUGUAGCGCUUCAUUCCGCUUAUUGUAUUAAAUGCGUGUGUUAGUACUAUCAUUUCACAAAACAAAUGUUGUACUAUUUUUGUAAUAAAGAUUGCUUUUGAUUUCCUGACUGAACCAAAACUUCUUAACUUUUACACCAUCAAUUCAUUCAAAAUGUCCGAGUUUCCAACAAUUAAUGACACCGUAUGUAAAGACAUUAACAAGCAUGGUGAGUGGAUUACUUUUUCAAGUACCGAAGCUCGGUUAAAGUUUACAAACGCACUGGAACAAUGGUGUCUAUGUGUCAAUGGCGAAUUGUCCAGAAAUGCUUGUUUUAUGAAUAACCCCGUUUGCCGUUUCUCACCUUGUGACUUGGCAACAUCAACGUGCGGCCUCGUCACGACCGGUUACUCGUGUAAAUGUCGACCCAAUUUUUCUUUUAUGAAUGACGGCCAUUGUCGACCUCUAAGUAUUAAAGCGGAUUGCUCUUAUGAUUACAACUCUUGUAUGAAAGAAACGUCGGAUGCCAGUUGCAGCAAAUCUUCGAAAAACCUUAUCUGUGUUUGUCCUUCAAAUAUGGAAAAACAUUACUUUUCUAAUUUAUCAAACGAAAUGUCUCUUGAAGCAACAACUAACAAUUUCGAGUGUAUAGGUAAUGGAGAUUUAUUGAAAUGGUAUUGUCAUUUGGAUUUUCUAGAUGUUUCAUCUUGUGAAUUGACGGGGCAUUAUUGUGAUCCGAAAACGACAAAUUGUGUUCAAAAAAAGAGUGGUUUUGUUUGCGAAUGUCGUAACGGUUUUGAAAAAUUAAAUAAUUUUUUUGAAUGUUCAGAUAUUGAUGAAUGUUUGCAAGAAGAAAUAUGCUCUAAGGAAACAUCUGUAUGUCAGAAUACUUUUGGAGGGUAUAAGUGCGAAUGUUUACCAGGAUACGCAAAUAAAAAUGAUCAUCUUUGUACAGUAUAUAAUAAAUGUCUUAUACCGAAACUCGAUCCUUGUCGUUUAAAAUAUGAAGAGGAAAAAAGCCAAAAUGGACUUAUACCCUCUAUCAUGGAAAAAGACUCUUGCAUUUUUGUUAAAUUCAAUAUGUAUCAAUGCCGUUGUGCUCCUGGAUUCAUAUUUCGAAAUUUGCCAUGGGGUUGUGAAGAUAUUGAUGAAUGCGCUGAAGGAACCCAUGAGUGCACUAUUGAAUCAAAAUGUAUCAAUACGCGAGGAGGGUACGAAUGUGAAUGUUUACCUGGUUUCAAAAAGAUCGCUAAAUUAGUUCCUGACAACAGCCCAAAAGUUUUAUGUCAAGACAUUAAUGAAUGUGAAGAGGGUGUUGAAACAAAAGACAAAGGCAUUGUAGAAGCUUGCAAUCCUCAUAGUAGUGUCUGUCAAAAUACAAGAGGUUCAUUUAAAUGUGAUUGUUUUAAGGGGUAUCUUAGUAUACCGAACGAAAAUCGAUUGUUCACUGGUUGUCCAAGAGACGAAUGUUGUAAAGAUAUAGAUGAAUGCAAAAUGAAUACGCAUAAUUGUACGGACCAUUGCGUCGACGGUUUUGCUGUUCCGAAUAACUUCACUUGUGAUUGUAAACGGUUACGUUUUCUUAAGACGCCAUUUGAAUGCGAAAAUUGUCAGUAUUCGGACUAUAGCGAGUAUGGAGACGUUAAUACAAGCUGUGGAGCGGGGUAUCGUAAUGCAUCGCGCACACCUUUGCCAGGAUAUGGAUUAAACGUUCCUGAGUGCAGUAAAAUAGAAGAUACUAUGAUUUUUCAAAAAUAUAAUAAACGACCUUGUCGUAAGUGUUUCUUUUUUUCUUCUAGUCGUCAUUGUUACUAUAAACACUCAUAUAUUCCUUUCGUUUAUAAAGAUGACGAUGAUUAUAAGUGCAAUUUAUCGCCUUGGAGCGUUUGGAGUACGUGUGAGCUUAAACUUAACGAAGGUUCACAAUAUCAAACUCGGUAUAUCAUUUCUGGACCAAAGGAUUGUGAGAAAGUCUUAGUUCGCUACCAGAAAUGCCAAAUUCUUAGUGAACCUCUUUUCAUUGAUUGGAAUGGUAUAAUUUUAGGAUCUUUGUGUGUGACAUUAAUUUUAAUUACACUAGCCGCGUGCGUUCGACGGUCAUUGGUCCGAAGACAACCUAGAAAUUACUUUUAAUCCUACGCAUAUGGGACUGACGGCCAAUUGUAUUCCAUAUUAAAAAUAUCAAAACGUUCUGCAUACAAAUGCUUUUUAAAGGUCAUUUGUUACACACUUUUUUACUUUUACAC
Messenger RNA from Hylaeus volcanicus, 2421 nucleotides. RefSeq names its product fibrillin-1-like. NCBI's taxonomy places the organism in Eukaryota, Metazoa, Arthropoda, Insecta, Hymenoptera, Colletidae. The transcript is spliced from 12 exons. Gene Ontology annotation, molecular function: calcium ion binding. The coding region runs from base 350 to 2308 and encodes 652 amino acids. The record is from RefSeq and is a predicted model, not a curated record.